UAAUAAAACUUACUCAAUAAGAUCUUUAUAUUAUUUUUAUUUAUUUGCAGUAUCAAUUGAAGCUUAAAGCAGUUCAUAAGCUAAGCGUUGAGAAUGUGGAAAAAUAUUUUAAAAAUCUUUUUUACUUUAAAUAUUUUAAUAAUAACAACGGCUGUCCACACAGGUCAAGUGAUUACUUCUGUUUUGGAUGGAUUUGCGGACAACUUAAACAUACAGCCAUUUGUGAAGGUGGAUAGCAAAUUCUAUUAUUUUGGACAAACCAAGGUUACUUGGUAUAAAGCCUUCUUAAUUUGCCGCUCUAUGGGCGGUUCUUUGGCUUCUAUAGACUCUCAAAAUGAAAUGUCUGCUUUAUCUAAUUAUUUGAUUGAUAAAUAUCCUUUAGAUCGUUGGUGGUGGUUGUCUGGCUCUGACACAGAUUCGGAAGGUGAUUUCUAUUGGUAUAAAAAUGGUGAACGUAUUAGUUAUGCCGAUUGGUCGGCUGGUCAACCGGAUAACUAUGGUGGUCAUGAGAAUUGUGUACAUUUGUGGUACAUAAAGCCUAAGUAUCAAAUGAACGAUUGGGUAUGUCAUGAAAAGGCGUAUUAUGUGUGUGAAGCUGAUAAACCAAAAACUAUAGUUUUAAGUGUUUUUUAAAGUCGAAGUGUAAGUGAUUUUGUGUAAAAUAAAAAAAAAGAAUAAAGUUAAAUACCAAUAAGUAAA
This is a messenger RNA of Lucilia cuprina (Australian sheep blowfly), 699 nucleotides long. Its product is annotated as C-type lectin 37Da-like. Gene Ontology annotation, cellular component: external side of plasma membrane. The record is from RefSeq and is a predicted model, not a curated record. Bases 94 to 633 code for a protein of 179 amino acids. Gene Ontology annotation, biological process: biological process involved in interspecies interaction between organisms. The transcript has 3 exons. NCBI's taxonomy places the organism in Eukaryota, Metazoa, Arthropoda, Insecta, Diptera, Calliphoridae. Gene Ontology annotation, molecular function: carbohydrate binding.